UCUUCACAAUCAUUCUAUGACACUCGCUCACAGGCUUACCCAAUUUAAUUAAUUAAUUAAUUAUAAUCUUUGGUCCAUUUAAUAUUUUAUUACGAACUAAGGUGUAAGAUGUUUGUUUAUUUAUAAAUAUAUUUGUUUAUCUUAGUUCGUGUAUUUUACGUAUUAUUUAAUAGUAUUGGGCACCGUAUCUAUUUAGCUAAACAAUUAACAUCUAUAAUGAAUACUAAAGAUAGACAAGAAGCAAGAAGACGGCGAAUUUUAGAAAAUUCGGAAACAAGGCUAAAGAAAAUAACUGAUUUAAGUACAUCUGAAAAUUCAUUUAAUAGUCUGAUUGAUCCAAUUGAUAAAGAACAAGAGAGUAUUUUAUGGUUGCCCGAAACUUCAAUUACUGAGUGUAAUCAAAUUCAUGAAAGUAAUAAAAACAUUGAAGAAAAAGUAUUCAAUUAUAAGUUAACUAAUUCCAAAUCCGAGUCAUACUUCACAGCUUAUAAAUAUUAUGAAAUCAAUUUUUCAAAAAGUUCAGCAUUAAAUAUGGUAUUGUCUCAGAUCGUUUUAGCACUACUUUACUAUGACCUAGGAUUUAUAUUUGGAAAUUCAGCUGUAUUGCCAUUUACAAUCAGUAUUAUCCCUGAAUUACUCAAUUUUAAAGAAGACCAUGAUAACUUCUACGUUUUUGGAUUGUUACUUUUAGGAAUUUCUCAAGAAGUCGCUCAACAAGUAUCUAAAAGCUUUAAAUUAGCAAGUUUUGUAGCAAAACGAUUUUGUGUGUAUGUAUUUUGCUUUACAAUUUCUUAUGUUAUCUUCAGAGAUUCUAAGAGAAUUAAUGAUAUUUAAAUUUGUAUAGGCUAUUGUUAAAUUAUAAAAAAAGUUUUUUGUGGUUAUGUGAUUUUAGCAUAAAUUGAAUUGUUUGAUAUUAUAUGAC
Molecule: messenger RNA, 922 nt
Organism: Adelges cooleyi (spruce gall adelgid)
Lineage: Eukaryota; Metazoa; Arthropoda; Insecta; Hemiptera; Adelgidae
Exons: 3
Coding region: 217-834 (205 amino acids)
Source: RefSeq, a predicted model, not a curated record